Molecule: messenger RNA, 5638 nt
Organism: Empidonax traillii (willow flycatcher)
Lineage: Eukaryota; Metazoa; Chordata; Aves; Passeriformes; Tyrannidae
Gene: ASTN1
Product: astrotactin 1
Exons: 23
Coding region: 11-3904 (1297 amino acids)
Biological process (GO): neuron migration; neuron cell-cell adhesion
Molecular function (GO): protein binding
Source: RefSeq, a predicted model, not a curated record
GGGCUCCAAGAUGGCUUUGGCCGGGCUGUGCUCGCUGCUGGCCGGCUGCUGCCUGGCCGCGGGCAGCGGCCCCGCCGAGGCGGCGGCGGAGGCGGCGGCCAAGGAGCUGGAGUGCAAGCUGAAGAGCAUCACGGUGUCGGCGCUGCCCUUCCUGCGGGAGAACGACCUCAGCAUCAUGCACGGCCCCUCGGCCGCCGAGCCCAAGCUGCUCUUCUCGGUCCGCAACGACUUCCCCGGAGAGAUGGUGGUGGUGGAUGACCUGGAGAACACGGAGCUGCCCUACUUCGUGCUGGAGAUCUCAGGCAACACGGACGACAUCCCCCUGGUGCGCUGGCGGCAGCAGUGGCUGGAGAACGGCACGUUGCUCUUCCACAUCCACCACCAGGACGGGGCCCCCAACCUGCCCGGCUUUGACCCCACGGAGGAGCCCCAGACCGAGUCGGCAGAGGAGGAGCUGAGGAUCCUCCACAUCUCCGUCAUGGGAGGGAUGAUCGCCCUGCUGCUCUCCAUCCUCUGCCUGGUGAUGAUCCUCUACACCCGCCGGCGGUGGUGCAAGCGGCGCCGGGUGCCGCAGCCGCAGAAGAGCGCGAGCGCCGAGGCCGCCAACGAGAUCCACUACAUCCCGUCGGUGCUGAUCGGGGGCCACGGGCGGGAGAGCCUGCGCAACGCCCGCGUGCAGGGGCACAACUCCAGCGGCACGCUCAGCAUCCGCGAGACCCCCAUCCUGGACGGCUACGAGUACGACAUCACCGACCUGCGGCACCACCUGCAGCGCGAGUGCAUGAACGGCGGGGAGGACUUCGCCAGCCAGGUCACCCGCACCCUGGACUCGCUGCAGGGCUGCAACGAGAAGGCCAGCAUGGACCUCACGCCAGGGAGUGAUAACGCCAAGCUGUCCCUGAUGAACAAGUACAAGGACAACAUCAUUGCCACCAGCCCCGUGGACUCGAACCACCAGCAGGCCACGCUGCUGUCCCACACCUCCAGCAGCCAGCGCAAGCGCAUCAACAACAAAGCACGAGUGUCCCCUGCAGCUGGCUCAGCAUUUCUCAACCCCGAGGGGGACUCAGGGACAGAGGCGGACACCGACCCCCAGCUGACCUUCUACACAGACCCCUCGCGGAGCCGGAGGCGCAGCCGAGUGGGGUCCCCCCGGAGCCCUGUGAACAAGACCACGCUGACCCUCAUCAGUGUGACGAGCUGUGUCAUCAGCCUGGUGUGCUCUUCCCACAUGAACUGCCCCCUUGUUGUCAAGAUCACCCUCCAUGUCCCUGAGCACCUCAUCGCUGAUGGGAGCCGGUUCAUCCUGCUGGAGGGCAGCCAGCUGGAUGCCAGUGACUGGCUGAACCCAGCCCAGGUCGUCCUCUUCUCCCAGCAAAACUCCAGCGGGCCCUGGGCCCUGGACCUCUGCGCCCGGCGCCUCCUCGACCCCUGCGAGCACCAGUGUGACCCCGAGACUGGUGAGUGUCUCUGCUAUGAAGGCUACAUGAAGGACCCUGUGCACAAGCACCUCUGCAUCCGGAACGAGUGGGGAACGAACCAGGGGCCUUGGCCAUACACCAUUUUCCAGCGUGGCUUUGACUUGGUGCUGGGCGAGCAGCCAUCUGACAAGAUUUUUCGGUUCACCUACACCCUGGGGGAAGGCAUGUGGCUGCCCCUGAGCAAGAGUUUCGUCAUCCCACCAGCUGAGUUGGCCAUCAACCCCUCAGCCAAAUGUAAGACGGACAUGACAGUGAUGGAGGAUGCAGUGGAGGUCAGGGAAGAGCUGAUGACCUCCUCCUCCUUCGACAGCCUGGAGGUGCUCCUCGACUCCUUCGGCCCUGUCCGUGACUGCUCCCGGGACAACGGGGGCUGCAGCAAGAACUUCCGCUGCAUCUCGGACCGCAAGCUGGACUCGACGGGCUGUGUGUGCCCCACGGGACUGAGCCCCAUGAAGGACGGCACGGGCUGCUAUGACCGUCACGUCGGCGUGGACUGCUCCGAUGGCUUCAACGGGGGCUGCGAGCAGCUGUGCCUGCAGCAGAUGGUCCCCCUGCCCGAAGACCCCCUGCUCUACAACAUCCUCAUGUUCUGUGGGUGCAUUGAGGACUACAAGCUGGGCACGGACGGUCGGUCGUGCCAGCUCAUCUCGGAGUCGUGCCCGGAGGCGGGGGACUGCGGGGAGCCCCGCGAGCUGCCCAUGAACCAGACGCUCUUUGGGGAGAUCUUCUACGGCUACAACAACCACUCCAAGGAGGUGGCGCCAGGGCAGGUGCUCAAAGGGACGUUCAGGCAGAACAACUUUGCCAGGGGCCUGGAGCAGCAGCUGCCAGAUGGACUGGUGGUGGCCACGGUGCCCUUGGAGAACCAGUGCCAAGAGGAGCUCUCUGACCCCACACCUGACCCCGAGUUCCUCACCGGGAUGGUGAACUUCAGCGAGGUGUCUGGGUACCCCCUCUUGCAGCACUGGAAGGUGCAGUCCAUCAUGUACCACGUCCGGCUCAACCAGAUGACCAUCUCCCAGUCCUUCAGCAAUGCCCUCCACUCCCUGGAUGGGGCCACCUCCCGUGGAGAUUUCGUAGCACUGCUGGACCAGUUUGGCAACCACUACAUCCAGGAGGCAGUGUAUGGCUUUGAGGAGUCCUGCUCCAUCUGGUAUCCCAACAGGCAGGUCCAGCGGCAGCUCUGGCUGGAGUACGAGGACAUCAGCAAAGGCAACUCGCCCUCGGACGAGUCGGAGGAGCGCGAGCGGGACCCCAAGGUGCUCACCUUCCCCGAGUACAUCGCCAGCCUCUCCGAGUCGGGCACCAAGCGCAUGGCAGCGGGCGUGCGGAUGGAGUGCCGGAGCCGCGGGCGCUGCCCAUCCUCCUGCCCGCUCUGCCACGGUGCCUCCAGCCCCGACGCGCCAGCCGAGCCCAUCCUGCUGGAGGUCACCAAAGCGGCCCCCCUCUACGAGCUGGUCACCAACAACCAGACCCAGCGGCUCCUGCAGGAGGCCACCAUGAGCAUGCUGUGGUGCUCGGGCAGCGGGGACGUCAUCGAGGACUGGUGCCGCUGUGACUCCAGUGCCUUCGGGGCCGACGGGCUGCCCACCUGUGCGCCUCUCCCCCACCCCAUCCUGCGUCUCUCCACCGAUCACGAGCCCAGCAGCACACUGGUGGUUCUGGAGUGGGGGCACUCGGAGCCCCCCAUCGGGGUGCAGAUUGUGGACUACCUCCUCCGUCAGGAGAAAGUCACCGACAGAAUGGACCACUCCAAGGUGGAGACAGAGACGGUGCUGAGCUUUGUGGACGACAUCAUCUCUGGUGCCAAGUCACCCUGUGCCAUGCCAGCCCAAGUGCCUGACAGACUCUCCUCCACCAUCUCCCUCAUCAUUCGCUGCCUGGAGCCCGACACCACCUACAUGUUCACACUCUGGGGAGUUGACAACACAGGAAGGCGUUCCAGGUCCAGUGAUGUGACGGUCAAGACCCCCUGCCCUGUGGUAGAUGAUGUGAAAGCUCAAGAAAUAGCAGACAAGAUCUACAACCUGUUCAACGGCUACACGAGCGGCAAGGAGCAGCAGACAGCCUACAACACUCUGCUGGACCUGGGCUCCCCCAGCCUCCACCGAGUCCUCUACCACUACAACCAGCACUACGAGAGUUUUGGGGAGUUCACCUGGCGCUGUGAAGAUGAGCUGGGGCCCAGGAAGGCCGGCCUCAUCCUCUCUCAGCUGGGGGACCUCAGCAGCUGGUGCAAUGGCCUCCUGCAGGAGCCCAAGAUCAGCCUCCAGCGCUCGUCCCUCAAGUACCUCGCCUGCCGCUACAGCGAGAUCAAGCCCUAUGGGCUCGACUGGUUGGAGCUCAGCCGGGACCUCAAGAAGACGUGCGAGGAGCAGACGCUGAGUGUCCUUUACAAUGACUAUGGGGACAAGGACUACUGAGGGUGGCGGGCACCCCGCUCUCACGCUGGCCUUCCCAUGGGCGCUUGUGAGGGUUUUAUACGCGGACCCGUGGAGGGGGAGGGUGUCACUGAUGUUUCUGGAGGCAACAGUUUGGACCGGGGAGCAAAACCGACUGCUCUGUGCAGGACUUACUCAGUAUUAGUUUCUUCUUUGACUUGGGCAAAAGCCUUUCUAGUUAGAAGUCUUGUGGGACCCAGUUUUCUUGGUUUUGUUUUAUUCAUUUUGCCAAGAGGUUCCUCAGCACCAGUGGAGAGGGCAGGUUGGGAGGGCACAGCCCUCUCCUCCUGCCCCAUCCCUGCCCUGGCUGUGGGGACCGUCCCCAAGGGUGGGGGGCACUGGUCACGGGAGAAACUCAGUGACACAACCAGGAUGGGAGAGCAGGUGACGCAGGGUUGGGAAAACGGAGGCAGGGCAUGCAGGUCAGGUGGAGAUGCUUAUGGUUAUGGCUGAGCUAAACAGCCACUGGAUGGCCAGCAGGGUUGGGAUGGGGUUUUUUUGCAACUGUGAAGCAUGAGAUCUGGAUGAGACGUGGCCAAGCAAUGAUGCUAUUGGUGGGCAGGGCUGGCGUGGUGUCACCAUCUGGGGUGAGGAGAGAGGGGCAUUGGUGAGCCCAUCUCCUCAGGUUCUAUGCCAUGGUCAAAGCUCCAAGAUGCAGAGUGCUCCUGAACAAAGGCAGCUUGGCCUCAGGGCCGGUGGUCAGCUGGACAUCACGAGCUUUCUUCUUGUGGGACCACAUUCCUAGGAAGUCAAAUUUAAAAUCCCUCCCAAUAAUUUUUCUUUUUUUUUUUCUUCUUUUACCCACCAUAAUAAAGACUUUGAAGCAAUGUCAAACUGCUGCUGAGGGGAGUCCCAGCCAGGAGAGCAGCAGCCAGAUGGUUCUGAGGGGGUGACCAUCUGCACCAGCCAGUGUAGCUGUGGUGUAGCCCAGGCUCUGCGUGGGGAAGGGAGAGGAGUGCAGGGCACCCCAACACAGUGGUGCAGGGUGGUGCUGAAGGGCAUGAAGGGCAGGCUUCUGGGGGGAUUGCUUGCCUGUGGUCAGGCUCACAUCUGCAGCUCUUUGUGACUUUUUUUUUUUAAAACCAGGGUUGCACUGGGACACUGGGCUUGGUUCAGAGCAAGCUGUUCUCCAAAACCCUGUCACCGCUGAUGGUGUUGGAGGCAGAAAACAGCUUCCUUUCAGCUCCAGCUUCCAGCCUGGUUUGCAGAGGAGGCACCUCUGGACUUGCCAGCUGCGCACCUUUGAUCUGGACAAGCCCGGAGCCCUACAGUGGGAUUUUUACGAUGCCUCUUCAGAGAGAAAUUUCUCUUUAAUUUUUUUCAGUCUUGGCAGGAGCAGUCUUCAGCCUGUCUCAUACAAUUUUCUGCCUCAUUCCUCCUCCUACCUGCCAAGGACAUGGUUCGAAUAUUUGCGUGGUGCUGAGAGGGAGGCGGCUGUGCUCUGCCGCCGGUCACGGCCCACAGCGCUCUAUCACAGUGCUUUCUCAAACAGCAGUUCAGUAUCUCCCUGCAGGACCACACCGUGCUUUUCUCUUCCCUUUUAAUGGGCAGACCUCUCUCCAGGGGCAGCUGGCCUGGGCUGGGGAGCUACUGGGAGCAACCACCAGCAGUCAGUGUUACCUGGGCAUCUCUAUGUUUUCGCUGUAAUGAAUGUGUCUAGCAGGGGUUGUCAGAGAAGCACCUGCUGUGUGUAAGAAAGAAGUCUGCUGGAUCCUU